Trifolium pratense (red clover) is the source of this 886-nucleotide messenger RNA. Its product is annotated as biogenesis of lysosome-related organelles complex 1 subunit 2. Lineage: Eukaryota; Viridiplantae; Streptophyta; Magnoliopsida; Fabales; Fabaceae. The record is from RefSeq and is a predicted model, not a curated record.
AAAUUAACUAUGCAUCCGCUUAAGAAGAAGCAAUUCGUGGAAAACAAAAUUCUACAAAACGUCGUCGUUUUGAAGAAUUGAAAAAAAAGGGGAAAGAAGAAACGAAACCCUUGAGGAAGAAGAGAGUACUCUACUCAGCUGAGCCACUGAUUCUUCGUUUUCAUCCGAUUCGACAAACAUCAAUGCAAAUAUUCAAUUCAACCGUAGUUAAUUACAGCUUGAUCUAUAGAACAACACUUGGUUGAUUGUCGUCUUGGCUUGCAUAGUUACUCCCAACCUUCCCUUGGGAAUUAGUCAAUUAUAUGCUCCAAUCAUGGAAAAUAUAAAGAAAGAUGAAGCACAAGAUCAGAAGCACGAUGAACUUGCUGAAUCACUAAAUGAUCUCUUCAGUAGUGUCACCACUAUGAUCAAAUCGGAGCUUCAGGGGACUAAUAACAAUCUAGAGCUAUUGGAGAAAAUGAAUGUGAGGGUAGCAGAAGAGUAUAAAGGGUUUGGUGAUUUGGCUUCAGGGUUAAGGGUGUUUGUGGAGCAAUUGAAAUGCAAGAGUGGCAGCUUUAAUGAGUAUGUUGAGCAGAUUGAUGCCAUAGAGAAGCAAGUGACUGAAUUUGAAGCUGUGGUCUCUAUGCUUGAUAAAUAUGUGGCUUUGUUGGAAUCGAAAGUCCACUCACUGUACCAAACCAAACUCCAUCUUCCUAAUGAACAAAUAAUGUACAAAUUGAGCAAAUGGGUAGGACUAAUGAGAAUAGUCUCCCUCAACUUGCUAAUUUACUUGUUUUACUCUCAACUUGUAUUAUUUUGCUCUAGUUUAUACAGUUUAUUUGGAUCCUCAAACUCCCCUUCAAUUCAUAAGGGUUUUAGAUAAAGGUUCGCGACCGCAAUGUGAUUU